AUGCUCGCUGUAAAAGUCGGUAGGCGUUAUUGGCGUUGUAUUAUUACAAGGAGGGGCAUAUGGUUAAAUGCUGCACUUUUCUAUGCAAAUAAUUUUGAACAGUUUAAAAGCGUGACUAAAAGUUUAACAGAUGAUGCUACAAGUGUCGAAAACCUGAAACAGUUUGUACAAAAUAAUACAGUCAAAUGUGGUUUAGCAUUUAUAAAAUUACAUUUAUACAAGUUAUCCAUGAAUCUUAAAAAUUUGGAAGAAUUUAAUAGUGAACUACUGAAAAACAUGGAUAUUUUUAGAAAAAUUGAAGAUAUUUUAAUAAAUAUUCCUGGUCCAAAUGGGAAAAAAAUUAAAGAAAAAUGA
Molecule: messenger RNA, 354 nt
Organism: Cinara cedri
Lineage: Eukaryota; Metazoa; Arthropoda; Insecta; Hemiptera; Aphididae
Source: the annotation of a GenBank genome assembly